This is a messenger RNA of Plodia interpunctella (Indianmeal moth), 2116 nucleotides long. RefSeq names its product Ionotropic receptor 85a (gene Ir85a). The coding region runs from base 188 to 2056 and encodes 622 amino acids. NCBI's taxonomy places the organism in Eukaryota, Metazoa, Arthropoda, Insecta, Lepidoptera, Pyralidae. The transcript is spliced from 2 exons. The record is from RefSeq and is a predicted model, not a curated record.
GGAAAGCACGCGAAAUUGUAAAAUUACGAGUCGAGCUAUCCAAAAUUAUCUUUUUUUUAUUCAUAUUUCAUUGGAAUUGCAGCCAAUAUUAUGUGAGACAGAGAAAGUAAGUCUCAUUUAUAUGAAUACUGACGAGAUUACUUUGAUACAUAAAUAAAAUCGAAAUCACUAAUUAAUUGAUGCAAAAAUGGUACUGCUCUUUCUGCUAAUAUUAUUAUUCCAAAAAGCAUUAUGUAUCAACACUUCCAGCAUCCUAUUCCAAGAAGUCUCCGAAUACCACGAAGAAACGCGCAAAAAGGCCGAAUAUGCGAACGAGGUCGUCAGUAAAAUCUACAACGCCUUCAAGCAAUGGUUCUUUACCAUCACCUUCUGUGAUUUCACCUACUUUGAAAAUAGAAUCCUCAAAUAUACUGAAAACAUGGGUGAUGGAUAUCCAGUUCUUCUGCUAAACGGUUGUCCAGAUACUAAUAGAACAAAAACUAAACCAAGAAUAGAUAAACACGGUCAAACAGCUUAUGUUAUUACUUUUGAUGCUUUGUCUACUGAAGUCAGUGAAUAUGUUAUACAAGCUUUAGUCAGAACUGGAGUUUUCAAACCAAGAAGUGCAGUGGUAUUCGUCAUAAAUGUUGCGAUUACAAUGGAUAAUUAUUUUUUCUACACUAUGAAGACACAUUUCCAAUUAUUAUGGAGUAGGAAUAUAGCAAAUUCGGUAGUUAUUGUGUCAUCUGCUAGUCUGAAAGUUUAUUCUUAUAAUCCUUUUAAUGAUCAAGUCAUCGAUAUAACAAAUGUGGAGAAUAUUGGCCGCUUUUUGUCUCAUCGGUAUAAUGAUCUUUGUAAACAUGAAUUGCGACUUAGUGUGUUUAGAAAAGUUUUUAUCUAUGAUGAAACUAGUCCAGUCGAUUGUAGUUCUAGGCUCACUACCACUAUUAUUAAGGAACUGAACGCAUCGUGUAAAGCUUUAUCACCUAGAGAUGGAAAUACAGUUGGAGAUCUUCUAGAUAAUGGCACUGCUACUGGAGUAACAGGAGAUUUGAUGGAUGGCUACACUGAUAUGGAACUGAACUCUAGAAUCCUCAAAAACACUUAUUACGGCUACAUAGACACGACCUAUCCUCUAACACAAGAUCAACUUUGUUUUUUAGUCAAAAAAGCUACCAAACAAUCUGUAUUUACAACUAUCAUGAAACUUAUAUCAUUCAAGAUAUUUAUGAUUUUCAUGUUUAAUAUGAUCAUAUUGAUUCUAACGUCAAUGCUAGCUCGUGGCAUUGAGGAGAAUUUAAACAAGCAAAGGUGGUCAAAAGGUGACACAGUUAUGAUUUUAAUCAAAUGCUUUAUCAGACAAACAGCUAACAUUAAGUUUAGUGGUGUUGUAUCGAGAUGCAUGAUUUUGAUGGUUGUGCUUUAUUCCUUGAUCAUCGAUUGCGUUAUGGAUGGUAUAGUAACUUCAGCUAUUACAUACCCUAGAAACAAACCAGAAAUAAAUACACGUUCUGACUUGCAAAAUUUAAAUUUGACUCUCGGGAUCCACAACAGACAUAUCAAUAUGUUCGCCAAGUCAGAAUUCACGGCUUUGAAAAAUCGAAUAGAAAUUAUAACAGACAAAAAAAUUAAAGAAUUAAUUGUCAACAGAAGGUUUGAGUAUGCAAUACUGUUGAGAAAAUCUGACGCUAUGUAUAUAAGCAGAAAACCAUCAAAUAUGCAUGAUGGAAAACCUGUAUACCACACAACGAACGAUUGCCCAUUGCCUUGUUUUAUUGUAUACGGUCUGCGAUAUGGAAGCCCAUAUCUUGACAAAUUGAACAAUAUCUUGCACCGCCUGAGUCAAAGUGGAAUUCUAGAGUACUGGUCCAAAACAGAGGAAUAUAAGCUCAAUAAGAAUCUAUAUCGGAAUGAAAAAGAGAUAAAAGCGUUGAGUUUCGAAAACCUUUCAGAAAUAUUUUAUGUGUGGCUGUCUGCAUUAUUAUUGAGUUCUUUUGUAUUCAUUGUAGAACUGUUCUGGCCACAUUUUCGUCAAAUAUUUAUUAAAAAGCACAUCAAAAACGUAUUAUUAAAAUAGUUAUCUAUUACCAUUACCACGAAAUUUUAGGGGUUACCACUAAUAAAAAUAAGAAAUUUA